AUGAAGGAACUUGACCCGGACGAGUCAAACCUUCUUUUCGAUAACCAGUUGUCUAUCCGGGAUGUUAUAGAACAGUCAGUUUGGGAAUUUAUGCGUACAUUAAAUGUGAUUUACAAUUUUCAGAGGCCCAUUUUCAAACGUGUAUCGCAUAGUUCAUGGAGCAUCGAAUCGAAGGUUCAUUUUGAGGUCGAUCAGCUUGAAUCUGUUCAAGAAGCACACCGGAUUAGGACCAGAAGGUGAGUUGGGAUGGAUCCCUCGCAUGUUGAUGGGAAAUAGGUGACGAGAAAAUGUCCGCAAAGUUCUCCUAGAGCCCAUGUGAUGCCAAUUCAUCAAUCAAUCUCCCAAUUCUCAUGUGUCAACCUGAAACCUGGACUUUGACCAUCCGAUAUAUCGAUUCGAUCAUUCCAGAAAUUGACGAGGAAAUCAGAAUAUGUCAAAACCUGCAACACCCGUACAUUUGUCGACUGGAAAAGACCAUCAAUAGCAUGAACUAUCGGCAUAUGAUCUUUGAGAACCUGGAAGGAAAUGACAUUUGCUUUGAGAUUGUUCAAAGAGCAAGCAACGGCUUUGUGUUUUCCGAGUAUGUAGUCAGGUUUGUAUUGAAAACUUGUGAAAACGUCGCAACAAUCGAAUUUUCCAUUUCAGUCAUUAUACAAAACAACUUCUAGACGCUCUAGAGUAUUGUCAUAGUAAAAAGAUUGUUCAUAGAGAUGUUCGACCCCAUAAUUUGGUAUUAGCCACGUAAGUUUUAUAGAUUUUGAGUAAAAUAGAGAUAAACAUAUUUUUAAGAAAGGAUACAUCGGCCCCAAUGAAACUUUGCGGAUUCAGUGUAGCCAAAGAUCUGUCAGAGUGUGGAGGAUCCGUUGCUUCUGGUAACUCUCAACAUUCAGAUCCAGUUACCAUUAAAUAUAUAUACUUUUUUGAACUUUAGGUCGUGUCGGAGUACCUCAAUUCAUGGCUCCGGAGAUUGUGAAAAAGGAUCGAGUGUCGUGCUCGUCGGAUAUCUGGUCUUCCGGUGUCGUCCUCUUCUUGCUCUUGGCCGGCCGAUUACCUUUCAGCGGCACCACUUCCGACAUCUACACGAGGAUCAUGGAGGGCGACGUUGACGUCAGCAUAUUAUCGUAUUUCUUUUCUCAUUCUUUUCCGUUUCAGGUUGACAGCUACAUGCCAAAUAUCUCCGAGAGUGCACGAAAUCUCGUCCGCCGAAUGUUGUCCGCCGACCCCGCGAAGAGAAUCAGUGCCAAAGAGGUGAGGUGUCGUUUUCAUCACUUGAUAUCCGUUGUAAAUGACUGACACUCCCUGCUUUGUUUGUUAGUUCAAGAGUGGGAGAAACUAAUCAGUUUGUGGGAUCUGUGACGUGAGACAUCGGUCCCUGCCGCAGAAACUCAUCCGUUUAACUCAACUUGAUUGGGUUCGCAAAUCGAAAUGAUUGUUUUCGAAAAACAAGAGAGAUGGACACACCGCCGCUAAAAGGAACGACUAAUGAAUGCAAAGUCGGCUUUUGUUGAGCGCAGCGCCUACUUGCACAAGAAAUUGUAUUUCGUUCGGCUCCUAAUCCGAAACGAUAAACCAAAGAAGGGUUUCAUGCUGUUUUUGCCUCACUCACUGAAGUCAACAAAUUGAGAAGAGAACUUUUCUUUGCAGGCACUCAACCAUGAAUGGAUCAGAGAUAAGGAGCACAUGGCGAGCCGGAAGCACAUGAACGAAGUCAUCGAGCACAUGAGGAGAUAUAACGAGUCCAGAAAGUUGAAGGUACGACUGAAGAACGGGAACAGGUUAACCCGAAGUAUCAAGGUGUCACCCCGUCUGUACACUUCUCUCAUGUUACGUGAAGAUCCGCUCAGAAAUUGUCGCUUUCUUUGAAUCUCUAUGCGAAUUUUGCGGUUUCCGUCGUGCGUGAGACAGGAACUUGAUCAGCUGAUGCCUUGCGACAGAAAGUGCCAACACCUUUUCAAAAUUUCCAGAGCAAUGUGUUGUCGGCCGUCAAUAGUGGCAGGUUUGACGAGACGACUCCCCGGCUCGGCUCAUCUCAAACCGCAUUCGUUGACGGAUCCUCGCCAGGUAAAACCGCAAUAUUCCGCUAUGAAACAUCAUUCCGGCAUCUAUUUCUACGACGAAUAUUCCGCUGAAAUUCGCAAAUUGUCAGGUGGAGACUGCUGUCAGCGCGGCGAAUCGACCACGAACGAGGCGACCGAGCAACCUGCCAACAAAGAUCUGUCAGGAGCCUACAAGGUGAGCAGCAAAUGGUUUUUGUUUAAAAAAAGUAAAGUGGCGGACUAAACUACAAGUAGUCUAGCAAGACGCUCGCUCAAAAAGAUACCCUUAUUGCAUUCGACACUUGUAAAUGUACGUAAAUCUCGACAAACAGUUCACGGGAACCCUCGGGAGGCAAAACUCGACUAUUGUCUGCCAACAUUCUUAUUGAGUGUAGUCUUUGCUCAUCAAUGGUUAGUGACCCCCCUCGAUGCGUCCAAUCAAAUAAAACGAAUUGGCAACACCUCGAUACCCCACAUUAAAUUCUUUUGCGUUGUAAUUUCUGAUCUUCUCUUCUCCUCCCGUCCGCUUUUCGAAAGAGAAGACCAUUGUGUUGUGCAUAAUGAAGAAGGGAAACAAUUAUUCACAUCAUAAGGUCUCAAAAGUCAAAAAACUCGUCCGAUUCAGGAGAAUAAAUGAGCCGAAAGGGAAACUUUUUUCAGGUUCUGGGAUCCUUGGACGCUAUCAACAGUCUUCUUGAUCCGGGCUCGUACAGACCAGGAAACUCCACUUAUCAGCGGAUUCAUGAAGAUGGAAAUGUCCGAUCGCUUCUAAAGGUGAGCGCAUGCGAAUUUUAACUUUCUAAAUCUUUUCAAAAGGGAAAACCUAGUGAUGCUUGAAAUUCUGCGUAGUACCCAUGUUUCCCGUCAUUUGAAGUUGACACUUCUCGCUCUUUUGCCCUCUCUCUCUCUUUCUCUCUCUUCUUUUGCUCCAGAAGUCGGGAGCACCGGGACGGCAAGCGCGGCGAUUUAAUUACGAGAACCGCUCUCCAACGCAACUUGAAUAGCCUUCUAAUGGACAUACUCCGCUUGCCUCAUCCCUAUGAAGGCCCCGCCUGCCUUCUCCACCCCUCCCAUAAUUUCAUUUUCAACGCACACACACACACACACACACAACACUCAACAGAGCAAGAGGCCCGCGGGCAGGAGCCACUGGACCCGCACACACACCACUCAUUUGCUUAUCUCUCUGUGUCAUUACAAGAUCAGUCAACUGUGACCGUUUCGCCAAUUAUUCGUAUUCUCUCUGGAUCCUUCUUUUUUUCUUGUCGCGGAUGCUCGGAUGCACGUUUUUGGCGGUUAGAAAAAGAAUUGAGAGGCGCCGGACAAGACCGUCAAUAUGUCAUCCUCUUACCUAUCGGUGUUAAGCGGACCACUAGAACAGGUGAGUAAUACGGAUAGGAACACGAAGAGAGAGAAAGAAGUGACAAGGUGCUCUUCCUGUUCGUAUGCAUGGGCUACAUACUCUCAUGUGUUGUCAGUGGGUUUGUGCAGCUCCCUUCGUGUUGCUGCUGCUGUUUGGGUGAUGGCGGCGGCGGGAGAGAGGAGGCGAAUCUCUGAAGAAAUAGAAGAGUGACGGCAGCGGCGGCGGCGGCGGCGGCGGGCUUGUCUCAAAAAAGCCCUUCGUCGUGGCGCCUCUCCUCCCAUUUUUCUCUGACCCGUAUCUCUCUUGCGUUUCGGUGCUCGGUCCCUCCCAAUCCCGCCUCGAAAUCAGACGGCGGUAAUAUUCGUCCGUCGCCACUAGUCUUCUUCUUCCUUCUUUUGCUAGAUUCCAUACUCACUACCAUACUCCUUGAUCCCUGUAUGGAUUCGACUCUCUUCCACAAUUCACUUCUGGCCAUUCUCAUCGGUUCCUUUCUGAUUUUCUUUGUGUGCGUCCUAGUGAUUGGUGCUCUCAGCGACCGCGGUCUGUGUUGCCACGACACGUCGUUCGGCUCGCAUGUCGUCGGCCGUCAGCACCACGCCGCCACCAAUGGAACACACAUCGUCGGAAGACAGCACGACGGCGCCACUUCAGACCCCGUUCCAGUCGUCGUCGUCGUGCCUCGAUGUGAAUGUGGCGGAGACAAGUGUGCCGUGCCUGAAAACGACUUUCCGAGCAUCCAGCCCGACGAAUCUAGUAGUGGAUAUUACGGAGAACAGUUCAAUACUGGUACUGACACAUUCCUUGACUCUUAGAGCAGUAGUAGUUCCUAACGGGAAAAGUUUAAAGAAAAUGAGAUCCCAAGAAUCUUUUCGAUCUUUGCCCUAAUCAUUCACUUUUCAGUUGUAUGACAAGAUCAACGCGCUGCCGUGUGAGCCAGUGGUUACGGAGGUCGACACGUCAACUCUACGGAAAGAGGUACAAAAUCACUCACAACUUGUAAACCCCUGUCGUAAACAUUUGCGGUUUGUGGCUUGCCUUCUCACAAAUACGUUAUCAAAAUCGGGAAUCAAAAGUGCUGAAAUGUCCCGACGCCGUUGCCAGCUCCCUUGGGACCAAUCAGUUUCCAGUCUCCUCCCUUUAGCCGCCGCACGUUUUUGGUGAAUGCGCCGAAAUAUGCAAUAAAUUUGACGCAAAACGGCAGAAGAGCAACUUUCGCUCGUCCCGAGCGCUGUCGAAAAGAGAGUUGAUAAAUUGAGCCGAGAAUUGUAUGUCAAAUCUUUCAAACCAAAUUCUCGUUUUUAGUUUCCAAAUUCAUUUGGGAAUUGAAAACGGAGAUGAGAAAUAAAAUGACUGACACGGCGAGCUUUUAUGGAAAUCUCAUGGAAUUCUUGCAGACGGUUUCACAAAUUGACAGUCUUCUCGGGCCGAGCCCAGAAGCGUUGGAACUCCGGCAAUUGCUCAACUCUCCACAUUUAGCAGUAAGUUUUGUUGCUUUCUGGACGGGCAAUGGCAGACACCCCAGUAGUUAUGCAUAACCGACCGCCGUUGAGCGCCAAAGCAAUCGAAACAUUAUGGGGCUAUAAUCCACCGAUUGUCUCCCUUCCCCUCCCCCUCCCUUUUUUUCUGCUCUGUUGUGUUUUGUUCUCUUUUUUCUGUUCUGGCCUUCUUUUUCUGCAAAGGAUUAGUCAGCUUCAAAACGAAGUUCAAGGAUUAUAAUGAAGAAGAAGAAGUUAUUCUCAAGAGUUCACAUCAGAUCAAAAAACGUUUUCCGUACUUUUGUCAAGUCUACGAGGCAAAAGCUUGAUUGACGAAUCAGUUCCCCGCGACGAAAAUACGUGGGGAGGCGAAAAAUUGUGAUUAAUUACACGACAUCUGCUACCUUCUCUUUCUCGAGAUAAGAGAGAAAAAUCAGUGUGCGAUAGGGGGGAAGAUCUGUUUGUAUGUAUGAAUGUGUGUAUGUACGAUGCAACUCUCAAGUCCGCAAAAUGCUCUUUUGUCUGCAUACAAAGACAGGGCUUACAGGCGGAGAAUACCCGCAAAUUGGCACUUGCGCUUCUUCUUCUUCUUCUUCUCCUUUCCUAGUAAUUUCUGGCGUUGGAGAGGUGCUAGGGCUGAGCAGACGAGCCGUGUUUCGCGUCAUUGCCCCAUAAUUCGCCCGCGAGAAUUGUUUUCUAAGGACCCGGUUAAUUUGGAGCCGCAGCGGCAACUUUAGAAGGGUUCUGAAGAGGGAAAUUGGAAAGGAACAUAUGGAGUUUACAUAGUUCAAAACACAUUUCGGCCUUUUCACUCUGCAGGCUCCGAAAUCACAGAAGCAGUUACAUUCCUCUGGUGCUCUUUUGAUUUUUUUGUGGAAAGCGAUAAGUGUCUGUGAAAAACGAAAAACAAACAACUUGAAAAUGAGAAGGAAGCACUUGAGAACUGUUUGACUUUUGCCCCCCCCCCCCUGCAUAAUUUGGCAGAAAAAAGGUUGAACAUUAUACUUGUUAAAAAUAAUUUAUGCUACAUCCAUAUUACAGAGUUGUGUUCGAGCGUUGGACGUUGUUGUUUGCGAGAUCCGUGAUAUUCCGAAGAAUGAGGCUAGCGGCUCAGCCGAGAAGGACCCCAAUGUUUGUUUGGCUCAUUUGUUGUUAUGUUUUUCUCGACUCAAACCAACCCAUUUUUCAGUGCAUCACCAGUGAAACCGCGCCGGCAUAUUUGAACGGAGGCGUGCUGCCGUUGGGCUCCCAACGGGCCGGAACCUCUUUCGAACAUUUCAAUCAUUCGGCUGUCCACGCGUCAUGUCAGUUUUUGAUUAUCCGAUUUGACAGCUUCGAAGACCCGCCUCGAAACUUUCAUCCCAAUCGACAUUUCUUUCAGACGACGAAGAAGAAGACGAAUUGUACGACUGCAUGUCGCGGCUAAGGCUAGUUCAAUUCCAAAAGGACACCCAAGAACCGAUGGGUAUCACUCUGAAAGUCAACGAAGACGGAAGGUGUUUUGUGGCGAGAAUUAUGCACGGCGGCAUGAUUCAUAGACAAGGUAUUACUGCCGCAAAAGUCUGGCAAAUCCCGCUCUACCGCUUUCCACGUGAAUUCAGUGCUAAAUUGGAAAAUUCGCGGACGGCCGCGGCCGAGAUUUCACGUGAUAUUGCGGUAUAGCGACAUUUCCAGAACACGGCGAGUUGAAUAAGAAAAUACACAGUCUGCAACUUUUUUUGACAAAGAACCGUUGAUUUUUAGCAACUCUUCACGUCGGUGAUGAAAUCCGUGAGAUUAACGGAAUGAGCGUAGCGAACAGGAAUGUGGAAGCUCUCCAAGAGAUGCUCCGUGAUGCUCGCGGUCAGGUCACCUUCAAGAUCAUUCCGUCUUACCGAUCGGCCCCGCCUGCCUGCGAAAUUUUUGUCCGUGCACAAUUCGACUAUGAACCAAUUCAAGACGAUUUGAUACCGUGCCCACAAGCUGGAAUUCCAUUCAAAACUGGAGAUAUUUUACAGGUCUGGGGGUUAAUAAUGUUUCAAUCCAAUAAAACGUGGUUUUUCAGGUGAUCUCUAAAGAUGAUCACAACUGGUGGCAAGCUCGAUUUGUCUCCGCAUUCCCGUCUAUUGGAAACUCUUCUAAUGGUAUGUAGAACAUGCAUUUUUUGUUUAUCUUCAGCACAAAGUAUGUGUGUGUGUCUUCAGCACAACGAAGUAACCAGCAACAAGUGGCCGGAUUGAUUCCAUCGCCGGAACUUCAAGAGUGGAGGACGGCAUGCCUGGCUAUGGAGAGAUCCAAGAACUCUUGUAAUAGUAGUACUGAAAUCAAUUUAGUUUGAAACUUAUUUCUAUUCUUUCAGCACAUUGCAUGUGGUUUAACAAAAAGAAAAAGUACUACACGACAAAGUACCUGCAGAAACAUUCAGCUCUUUUUGAUCAAUUGGAUUUGGUCACUUAUGAAGAGGUAAGAACGAUUAAGAUAUAAUAAAAUGAUGAAUAAACUUCAGGUGAUGAGGUUGUCGCAAUACCGUCGAAAAACUCUUGUGCUUCUCGGAGCUCAUGGAGUUGGCAGGAGGCAUAUUAAAAACACGUUGAUUCACAGGCAUCCCAACCGAUUCGCUUAUCCGAUUCCACGUAACUGAAAGUUUACAGAUUACUGAUAGCAUUUUAUUGUUUAGACACGACUCGACCGCCACGUAAGGAUGAAGUCGACGGAAAACACUACUACUUUGUGACGAAUGAGCAAAUGAUGACGGAUAUUCAGAACAAUGAGUAUUUGGAGUACGGAACGCACGAAGAAAGUGAGUUUUCGGGAGGGCUGGAAGACCGGCUCAGGCUAUUUGAAGACCUUGCCGAGGUCUGGACUUUUGACACAGUUGCAAAAAUCCGGUCGGUAUCAAAUUUUGUAAGCUUCUUCGUUUUGAGGAAGACUUUGCAUUGUAGUUCUGGAUACAAGACAAAAAAGACGAAAUUGUUUCAAAGACCCGACCUUUUCGGCCUCAAAUCUGUAUUGUAACUGUGCCGAAAGUUCAGACCUUGACAAGGCCUUUGAAAACCCCGGAGGUUUUUUCCAACUUCUGGUUUUCAAGAAGAAAAGUGCCAACAGAGAAUUCCAUACUGAGCUUAGGUAUGUAUGGAACAAAGUUGGAAACGAUUCGGAACAUCCACAAGAGCGGAAAGAUUGCGAUUCUGGAUGUGGAACCACAAGCAUUGAAAGUUCUCCGAACGGCCGAAUACUCGCCGUUUGUGGUAUUCAUUGCGGCACCGAACUUGCAAGGAAUGCAAGACGUGAGUGUCCUGCCAGUAAGCGUACAAUAUCUCUUUGCGAUUUCAGCCGGAUGGCUCCUUGGAAAAACUGCUGAACGAGUCGGAUGUACUUCGUCAGGCGUUUGGCCAUCUUUUCGAUUUCAUCAUCACCAACAGUGAUAUUGACGACACAAUUGCUCAAUUGGAACGAUUAGUCGAAAAACUUCCGGCCUACCCGCAAUGGCUGCCCGUCACAUGGGUCUACUGA
This is a messenger RNA of Caenorhabditis sp. 36 PRJEB53466, 8366 nucleotides long. The record is from the annotation of a GenBank genome assembly. NCBI's taxonomy places the organism in Eukaryota, Metazoa, Nematoda, Chromadorea, Rhabditida, Rhabditidae.